AUGAAAUCCGUUAGAGCCGUUGAGCUAUAUGGAUUUGAGGAUGUAGAAGCUUCGUCUAACAACGAAGCAGUUAACGAUUAUACCGUCGAUGAUAUUGACUUCACUCUAGCAGAUGCUGAUAUGUACACUGGGAAGCUAUUCAGUAGCAAGCAAGAAUUCAAGAUCAGUUUGCACAUUUAUGCCUUAAAGCAGGUGUUCAGGUUCAAGUUCCACAAACAUGCGUUUAACUACGUCGCAACGAAAUGCAUUGAUAAAAACUGUAAAUUUUAUGUUAUGGCUAAGCAAUUGGGGGAAUCUUCGACAUAUCAGGUGAGGAAGGCGCAACUGAAGCAUGUCUGCACAUCUGAUGCUAAAGCGCAAUAUAAGAAACAUGCGACGUCGAAAGUAAUAGCUGCACUAAUGAGAUCGAAGUAUGAAAGGCUCCAAGCUGGACCGCGCGCAUCUGAAUUACCCGAGAUGCUCCGGAGUGAGUUCUUGUUUACGGCCACAUAUUGGAAAUGUUGGAAAGCAAAAGAGUUAGCAACUGUAGCUGCACAAGGAACAGAAGAGAGCUCUUACAAGCUCCUGCCAAAAUAUUUUUAUGUUGUAAAGUAUGCAAAUCCUGGGUCCAUUACUAAUAUCAAAACUGAAAAAGAUGAUAAGGGUCAGACAAGGUUUAAGUACGCGUUCAUGGCGCUGAAAGCUUGCAUUGACGGGUGGAAGCAUCUACGGAAGGUAUUCCCUAUAGCGUUUGCUGUUGUAGACAAUGAAACAAAUGAGUCUUGGAGUUGGUUUUUUGAGAAGCUGACAGAGAUCGUAGAAGAUGGCUCCGAUUUAUCUAUUGUGUCUGAUAGAGCAAAUCAAAUAUGUGUUGCUAAAGAUAAGUGGUAUCCUCUUUCACACCAUGGGUGCUGCCUCGUACACAUACAGAGAAACGUCGAUGCAAAAUUCAAGAAAAGGAAUCAGAAGCAAAUGGUUGGCAGGGCAGCCGAGGUAUUCAAGGUAUCCCACUUUAAGAGACUUUACGCGGAGAUCAAACUUACAGAUAAGCGCUGUUGGGAUUAUCUUGAGAAGAUCGAUCCUAGCAUUGGACAAGGUCACACUUUGAGGGCGAGCGGUACAAUCUAA
This is a messenger RNA of Brassica napus (rape), 1107 nucleotides long. RefSeq lists its product as uncharacterized. Bases 1 to 1107 code for a protein of 368 amino acids. The transcript is spliced from 2 exons. The record is from RefSeq and is a predicted model, not a curated record. Lineage: Eukaryota; Viridiplantae; Streptophyta; Magnoliopsida; Brassicales; Brassicaceae.